Messenger RNA from Oxyura jamaicensis (ruddy duck), 272 nucleotides. RefSeq names its product tensin-2-like. The annotation marks the transcript as partial. Gene Ontology annotation, molecular function: protein tyrosine phosphatase activity. The record is from RefSeq and is a predicted model, not a curated record. Gene Ontology annotation, biological process: peptidyl-tyrosine dephosphorylation. The transcript has 2 exons. Lineage: Eukaryota; Metazoa; Chordata; Aves; Anseriformes; Anatidae.
GGCUCCACCAAGUCCCUGAGCAGCACCCGGCAGCACAGCACCCUGCCCAGGAGCCUGAGCGUGGCAGCGGUGCUGGAGCGCGCAGCGGAGCUGGACCUGAGCUACGUGACCGAGCGGGUGCUGGCGCUCAGCUUCCCCCCGGCGCUGGACGAGCGGCGCCUCCGCGGGCACCUGCGCGACGUGGCCCAGAUGCUGCGCUCCAGGCACCGCGAGCGCUACGCCGUACGGCGCGGGCACCGCGUGGGGGGGCCGGGGUGCUCGGGGUGCUCGGG